Molecule: messenger RNA, 2478 nt
Organism: Anguilla anguilla (European eel)
Lineage: Eukaryota; Metazoa; Chordata; Actinopteri; Anguilliformes; Anguillidae
Gene: tmem183a
Product: transmembrane protein 183A
Exons: 9
Coding region: 165-1247 (360 amino acids)
Biological process (GO): regulation of protein stability
Cellular component (GO): SCF ubiquitin ligase complex
Molecular function (GO): protein binding
Source: RefSeq, a predicted model, not a curated record
CGUUAGUUGCGUAAACUGCCCCGUCAGUUCCAUGAUGGCUGAAGAUCCAGGAGGUACUUAUUUCAACCUGUCCUUCGUUUUACGUUUUCACUCGUGUCUGCUCGUCUUUGAGACAUGGCAGGAGCCGCAGCCACGAUAAGCGGUCACAGAACACCGCCGCCACCAUGCCCAAGAAAGGGAACCGAAAACGGCUGAAGUUCCGGGCCGAGGACGUGUGCUCGGAGUCAGUUACUGUGGCUGACUAUGCCGAUUCAGACCCAGCCAUUGUGAAGUCUGGCAGGGUGAAAAAAGCGGUGGCCAAUGCUAUCGAAAAAGAAGUGAAAUUGUUGCGCGGACUGGAGGCCUCCCACGGCCCGGUGCAGGACGUGCUGUCGUCCGUGGCGAGUGUCAGCGGGGCGGAUUGCGACAGCAGCGACGAGCCGGACCCCGAGGACUGCGUCAAGGGGUCGCGCAAAAAGAAGAACAAGAGACGUAAAGCAGAAAAUGGCGAUUGCUGUGAUGGAGAGGAGUAUCCCGUGGAUAUCUGGCUGGUCCUGGCCUCUUACAUUCGCCCGGAAGACAUCUGCACAUUCGCUCUGAUCUGCAAGAAUGCCUGGACUGUCACCUGCACUGCUGCAUUCUGGACCAGGCUGUACCGCAGGUACUACAGCCUGGAUGCGGACCUGCCCCUCCGCCUGCAGCCCGACUGCAUGGGGAAGAUGCGCUGCCUCCGCGCCUGCGUGAUCCGCUCCCUCUUCCACCUGUACGAGCCCUUCAGCGCCCGCAUCUCCAAAACCCCCAUGCUCCCCGAGGCCACGCCCACCUGCCUCCUCAACUCAAAGUGUUUACUCUUCUGGGUCAACAAGAUUGUUGGAAGUCGCCCAAGUAGUCCAAUGUGGGAGUUCAACUUCAAGUUUCUGAAGCAGCCCGCCAAGCUGAAGAACGGCAGCAGCAGGGGGCUCCAGCUGCCCAGGCAGUAUACCGAGGUGCACACCAACCCCGACCUGGACUGCAGCCUGCUGCAGGUCACCACCCUCAACUUCAUCUUCACCUCUGUGGUGAUGGGCAUGACCCUGAGCCGGUUCACCAUCAGCGUGAGCACGGACAUGCGGCACCACCGCGUGGGGCUGGCGUUCCAGGACUCCCCCAUCCUGAGGGGGCGGAGCUUGCGGGGGGAUCCGGGGGUGCAGGUGGUGCUGGACCCCGUCCACAGCGUGCGUCUGAUAGACUGGUGGCACCCCCAGUACCCCACUUCUGCCAAAACCUAGGCCCCCUCCAUCUCCACGUUAUCCCAUCCCCCCACCCCCGCUCCCCAGGCGUGGCGGGGACGUGCGCCACCGUCGCCGAUGUUUACUGCUGAGCGGCGCUUUGUGUGGGCGUGUGCUGCCCGCCGUGCCGCGCCUGAUCUGCCCCUCUGUGGGGGUGACUCGGCCACGCCCGCCCGCGCGUGUGUGUGUGCGUGUAUAUGCGUGUGUGUGUGUGUGUGUGUGUGCGCAUGUCUCUCUCUCUCCACUCGCACGCCUGUGUGUCACCUUCCCCGGUGUCUCUCUCUCUCUCCCUCUCCCCACAGUGGAAGUGUGUUAGCUCACUUUAAACAUCUUGAAAACGUGCUCUUUCUUUUUCUGUCAAAUUCAUAUUGAAUUGAAUGUGUCAGUGUGGGGGGAGGGGUGCAGGAAUGACUGAAUUGCAUAGGGAAUGAUGAAGGUUAACUGCGGGACCAAUUUAAUUUAGAUUUUGCCGUUACCUGGCUGGGCUUAGUCAUUUUGUUUUGGACGUUAGUUGAGAUAUGUCUUUAUUCCUGUGGUCGCACUUUGUUGCAGAAGUGCCCAUAUUGAGCCCCUGGUUUACCAUGGCAACCGUUGUGGUGGCAACCGUUCGUCCCUCCACAUGGCGGGGCAGUUUGAUGGGCAUUAUACGUCUGUGUUGUGUGUGAAAACGCUACGCAGUUUUUGGCUAGCGUCGUCCAGAUCUAAUCAAAUUAUAAAUGUAAACAAAGCAUCCCUGUUUGUUCCCAUAUCAAUCGCGCAUGAUACAGCCUCGUCAUUAUCGACAGGAAUAAUACAGUUUUGAAGAAAAGAUUUCUCAUUUUAUUUUUUUGGUUUGUGAGAUUUUGAGUUUGUGUUCUUUGUGUGUUUUAUGUGGCCCCAUAAAUACUUCCUUUGAAAGGCAGCAUGUUUGAAAUAAUAAAAGGGUCAAAUAAGGAGUGUUUCAAAUAAACACCCAGACCUGAUAAAUGCCCGUCGGCACUAAACUGAAGCAAAGGCCCAUGGGAAGUCUAUCAGCGAUAGACUUAUGUUAUGUUGUUUGUGUACUGAUGUGGAUCUCCUGAAAUCAAAUGUCUUGUGCACUGAAAUGUCAAAUAUAGUUGGAAAUGUCUUAAUGGUCCAUAACCUUCACUGCUUGAUGUUAUGGAUAGUUUAAAGUGUACCAAAGUUAUGUUUAAAACACUAUACUCCUGAUUAAAGAGUAUUCAAUUAAAAGAGCUUCAAUUAAAGAGUA